CAAUACCGAACAGCGUUUUGGCUUCGCUCCUGCUUCCCGUCGCCCAACACCGACACUUUUUGCAGAGGCGCUUGCAAGACUACCAUAGGCAUAGAGAGCUUACAGGCGUUUCAACGGAAUCUUCUGUCGACCUUUAGUAGAUACGAGAGAACGUGGACCAAGCGAAAUGUUCUCGACAGUUGCCCGCCGAAGCCGACUGGUGUCGCUAAAGCAUUCUGGCCAGGCCCACCCCACCGGUGGUUGUCCAACACUCAGGGCGUCGCUCUGCCCUCUCCAACGCCACUUCAGUCGUACGGUUGCAGCUGCCGACGUUAGACAGCCUGACGCCGAAGCAAAACUGCCGCUGAGCGAAGCGCUAUGGGAAGCAGCUGACACCGUGGAAUCCAAGGGGAAGGCAAAGAGGAGGCCUGCGGGUGCGAGUGCGGAUGCCUACGAAGGACGUAGUGCCGACGGAACACGGCGGAAAGGAAACAGAAGGAACCCGGCAGGCGCAUCCAGAGGGCCCAUCUUUCCACGUCGAGGGGUCACGGAGGUUGAAGAUCUGCGUCCGAGAGACAUAAAUUCUCUGCGACUGGCUCUGCACUCUCAUGACGGGAUACACGCCUGGCGGUGCUUCCUUCACCUUGAGGCGCAGAGGCAGCUGGAGCCCCUGACGAUGGAGGACUACAAUAACCUGCUACGAGUCGUGCGAGCGCGGCCGAAUUUCGGCAAAGUGAGCGAAAAUCGAGCACGAAAAACCAUCAACAACAUGGAUCACAUAGUGAAGACCAUGACGGAACACGGUCUUUCCCCGAAUGCCGCCACCUACGCUACUUUAGUGACGGCUCAUGCGAACGCAGGAGAUGUGGAAGGGGUGCAGCAGAUUUCCGAUAUCGUUGCGGAGAAGGGAUGGGUGUUAGAGAAUGAAAAGGCCGCCAUGCUUUUGGCCCGCGCAAAAGUGUCUCCAAAGGAAGCAUUGGAGGACUUUGGCCUGUAUUUGUUGAAGUAUCGUCACGACGGGAGGGGCGUCCCUAUAUAUAACAUGCUCCUGCAGCAGUUUUCCGAGCUCGGGGAUGACGAAAGCUUCCACCAAACGCUGAGGCUUGCCAAAGAGUUCUUACUGGUGCCCAACUCUGCGACCUACGACAUCCUGAUUCAGCACUUUGCAAUACGUGGUGAUUUGAACGAAGCGAAGGGAAUAUUGGAACAGCGAAACCGUCAAGGGUUACCGAAGUCGGUCAAUAGCUACACGGGCCUCAUGAAAGGUUAUGACAAAGCUCGCGACUAUCAAGGGGUCCUUGAUCUGUUUCGAGAGCUGGAAGCGAGUAAUAUUCCUCUUCUUAUCAGCACAUACAACUUCGUCAUGCGGGCCAUGCUCAAUGUGUCCGAUUACCGAGGGGCGAUGGUCAUGUUCCUCCGAUUGAAGAGAAAUCAGAGGCUGUCUCCCAACACUAUGACGUUCGGUGUUCUGGGCGACCUCAUACUGAAGUGGCCAAACACCUUCCGGGACCUUGUGAUCCAAGCUCGUGGUCAGGCAUCUCCCCAGCUCUACAAAUGGGUCAUCAAAGGUGUUCUGCAGGCUGAUCGUCGGAGAGCCGUCGCCAAACUCUGCGAGGAGUUUCGCGACUUGAACAGGGUGCAACCGUUUAACUUCGUCCUCACCGAUUGGUUGCUGAACGCCGAGCUCGAAGUCAACUGCAUUGUUGGGCAGCGCGCCUUGGCUGAACGUUUGUGGAAUGAAUACUUCAAAGCGAACCCUUCUCCAGUAGCAAAAGCUAAAGCUUGUUACUCGAUGCUGGUCCUGUACGGCCACCCUGAGGUUCGAGACUACGUCAAAGCCCGGGAAAUGUUUGAAGAACAUCGGUCCACGGGAAUCCCUGUUACUCUGGUCACAUACGAUCGCCUGUUGCGGAGCGUUUGGAGGUUCGAAGAAAAGCUGACAGAGCGCGCGAUCGCUCUGGUUCGCGAAGUUGUCGAUUCGGGCCUGGUCCGCAUACCAUCGUCAAUGGCCCCGGAAAGUCUGUGUCGGAAGGCCAUGGAGGCAAUUGGCCAUGGAGACGUUUCGCAUGGCUUCCAACUGCUUGCGUGGGGAAAACCCAUCGAUUACGACGCCAUCCCAUUGUGGACCGACCUCUAUCCGGAAGGCAAGCGCGAAGCAACGCCGGAGAAAGAGUGGAACGAGCUGGAUAUUUAUGCAUGAUUGUACGGAAAUCACCGACGAGUCCAUACCCCACACAUACAUACAUACAUACAUAUAAGUGAGAUCAUGGCUUGUGAGGGACAUCACAUGCACCUCAUAGCUUGACGAGCGAGUUACAUGACUCUGCGGCUUGCAACUUGUCGAUGGUAUAGUGCAAGGAGACUAGGCCAGAUGUGUCGGGAGGCCCAACAUCUGAUCUGUGCCUUGGACUAAUGCCUACUGAGAGGCAGAUAUACAUUGGCUUCUCACUAUUUGGAUACUCCGGUCGCAGCGAA
Molecule: messenger RNA, 2454 nt
Organism: Fimicolochytrium jonesii
Lineage: Eukaryota; Fungi; Chytridiomycota; Chytridiomycetes; Spizellomycetales; Powellomycetaceae
Exons: 2
Coding region: 167-2179 (670 amino acids)
Molecular function (GO): protein binding
Source: RefSeq, a predicted model, not a curated record